Messenger RNA from Arabis nemorensis, 714 nucleotides. The record is from the annotation of a GenBank genome assembly. NCBI's taxonomy places the organism in Eukaryota, Viridiplantae, Streptophyta, Magnoliopsida, Brassicales, Brassicaceae.
AUGGGCAGGAUGAUUAGCUUGGAUGGUUCUAAUUAUCAUCUUUGGAAAGGUAAGAUGGAAGAUCUCCUUUAUGUGAAGGAGCUUCAUGUUCCAGACUUCGAGGAGAAAAAACAUGAGGCUAAAACUGAAGAUCAGUGGACACUGCUACAUCGUCAAACCGGGAAUAAUAAGAUGUACAUGAUCAAGAAAUUGAUUGAGUUGAGGUACCAGGAGGGAACUCCGAUGGCGGAUCACUUGAAUGCGUUUCAGGGAUUGCUCAYUAAAUUAUCUGACAUGGYAAUUAAGUUUGAGGAUGAGAUUCACGGUUUGUGGCUUCUUGGUACAUUACCAGAUUCUUGGGAGGUGUUCACGAUGUCUCUUUGUAACUCCGCGUCGAAUGGUGUGAUUUCGAUGGACUUAGUAAAGAACAGUGUCUUGAAUGAGGAAGUAAGGAGGAAGUCUCGUCCUAGUUUCUCGCGUUCAGAUGUAAUGGUUUCUGAGUCAAGGGGGAGAAGUUCAUAUAGAGAGCCCAAGAAUAACAAGAACAGUAGCAGGAGCAAAUCUAACAAAUUUGCUAACUUGGAGUGCCAUUAUUGUCAUAAGAAAGGYCWCAUGAAGAAGGAUUGCUGGAAGUUGAAAAAGGACAGCAAACUUGGAAAGAAGCAAGAAGAUGGUGAAGAUKGGGACACCAGUUGGGUUGUUGAUAGUGGAGCUACUACUCAUGCUACAUCAUAG